GUUGUCCCGCCCUCCUCCAAAAAAAGCAGCGGGGACGCUCCCAGCCUCCAAGUCGGAGUCAGGACGAAGUUUGCGCAGAAGCUCCUUUAGCGGCACCGCAGCGUAACAGAGGCGAAGGAGCUGAAGGAAAUCUGCUCCCACCUGGAAUAAAACCUCGCUUGGAGAGAAGCUUCCAGUGAAGAACUGGACUGUGCUGUGUUUGUACGUCUCACACAAAAUGACGCUUCAGAGGGCACUGUUGUUUCUCAGCUGGACCCUCGUCCGUGUGGACUUCUGUCUGAGCCAGAGCAACUGCACUGGGGUGGACUGUCCCGUCCUGCACAACUGCAUAGAGACGGUCCUGGAGGCAGGCGUCUGCUGCCCCGCCUGCCUCCACAAGGGCUGCACCUGCGAGGGCUACCAGUACUAUGACUGCGUCCAAGCAGGCUUCCGUCAGGGGAAAGUCCCGGAGCAAGAGUCCUACUUUGUGGAUUUUGGAAGCACCGAAUGCUCCUGUCCCCAGGGAGGAGGGAGGAUAACGUGCCGUUUCAUUCUGUGCCCUGAAAUUCCCCCCAACUGCAUCGACGUUUUACAACCUGCCGAUGGAUGUCAGCAGUGCGGGCGAAUCGGCUGCACCCACGGCAGCAGGAAGUACGAGGCGGGCCACUCGUUCCAGGUGGACCGGUGCCAGGUUUGCCACUGCCCGCUUCGAGGCGGGACGCUAAUGUGCUCGCCCGUGCCCGGCUGCGACUCCAACGCUGCUGAGACGCCACUGGACGCAACCACUGGAAACCAGCAGAGCAGCCGGCGUCACCGUCCUGCAGAGCUGCUUUCCAGGCUCACACUGGAAAACACUUUACCACUGUACAAGCAGGACCCACCCAGUCUUGGCACAGAGGAUUAUGACUACUCACCGGCAGAGCCAACAUCUUCUACUGUUCAAAAUCUGGCCCAACCACUGGAAUCUACUACAGUACCACUGGUUCACCCACAUUCAAGCUUGACUUAUGGCAGCAGGCAUGAGAAGGUCCCACAGAACCCAGAUCCGAUCCCUGCAGGGGCUCAAACACGCACAGCCACAGAGACCACAGAGAGCCACACACCACAGGAGGAGCUGCUUCACACCAUGGGAGCGGUGCCGGACACCGUCCACGGCAGCAGGGAGGGGGGGCAGCGCGCUGGAGGCCCUAAACAGGAGCAGACCUCCAUUCAGUUCAGGCCCACCAGUGCAUCUCCAGUCAGGAUGAGCGAGCACGAAGAUCGGCAUCACAGGCAGCCUCACACCCUCCACAGCUCCAACACCGAGGAGGAGGAGGCACAAGUGUCUGCCAAGGAGCUUGUGAGGACCUGCUGCGAGACGGGGGAGAAAUGGGCUUCAGCUAAUGGUCACUGCGACAACAUGGACCCGCCCAUAAAAGACAGACACUCCAUCUGCUGGACGGCCCAACAGCAGUGCUGCCGCAGCUCCUUGAGACGCAGCCAGUGUUUGGCUGGAAUCAACGCAGCCAGGACAGCGAGCGUUUGUGAGGACGGUGAUAAAUGUGGGAUAGAUUCCUACAAGGAGUGCUGCUACUGCUGUUCACUGGGGCUGCAGUUCCGCAGCGAAGGCCACCGCUGCGACGCCCACCACUACCUGGGCUUCCAGUGCAGACAUGUCUUCCUCACCUGCUGCCAGGGGGACGAGUGGACUGAGAGUCAGGACGGGUGGCACGGUGUCAGAGAAAGGCCGGCUCUUAGGCCCACUGCACCACCAACUAGAGUGACUGACAGCCCGUUCCCUAAAGAGGCCUUCUCCAUUGGCGAGGAGCAGGACAACGCGGUGGAGGUGGAGGACAUGGACGAGUGCCUCAUAUACGAGGGCAACAUCUGCCACCACAGAUGUGUCAACACGCCGGGCUCCUAUCGCUGCGAGUGCUUCCCUGGAUACCAGCUGCAGGACGACGCUUUCACUUGUGCCGAGACCGUGAGCACGGAGAACAGACUGGAGGAUGAGGCCACCUCCCCCCUCACGCCUCCCCCCCAGCCCCUCGCCCCAUUCAAUCCAUGUGAAGGAAACAACCCCUGUGAGCAGCUCUGCAGCCCAGUGGGAGGACGGCCUCAGUGCUCCUGUUCCACGGGGUUCUCCCUCGGGCCUGACGCACUCUCCUGUGAGGACAUAAACGAGUGUUUGUCUUCCGGCGCCUGCCAGCCCAGUGAACGCUGCGUGAACACUGCAGGGAGCUACGUCUGUCAGGCAGUGAUCAGCUGCCCCUCAGGAUUCCACGUCCACAGCAACGCGUGUGAAGAUAUUAAUGAGUGUUUGCAGAGCAGCCAUAACUGUGGGCCUGGCUUCGACUGCGUGAACACCGAGGGCUCCUUCAGGUGCAGCCCCAAACCUCGCUGCCCUGCUGGCUUUGGCCGCGAUGCACAAGGGAAGUGCACAGACACUGAUGAGUGUGGCACCUUGGCCCAACCGUGCAGCCCCGGAUUCAACUGCAUCAACACGCCAGGAUCCUACAUGUGCCAGCGAAGGAUAAUGUGCAGCCGCGGCUUUCACGCCAGCCCCAACGGCUCCAGCUGUGUCGACGUGGACGAGUGUCAGAGCGGCCUGCAUCGCUGUGGAGACGGCCAGCUGUGCCGCAACCUGCCCGGCUCCUACCGAUGUGAAUGUCAGACGGGGCAUCAGUACGACUCGUUCCGGAGGACGUGUGUAGAUGUGAACGAGUGUUGGCGCUACCCGGGACGUCUGUGUGCCCAGACCUGCGAAAACACCCCGGGCUCCUAUCAGUGCUCAUGUACCUCUGGCUUCCGCUUAUCCGGCGAUGGCAAGAACUGUGAAGAUGUGAAUGAGUGUGUGUCCAACCCCUGCAGCCAGGAGUGUGCCAACGUCUACGGCUCCUACCAGUGCUACUGCAGACAGGGCUUCUACCUGCGUGAGGACGGACACAGCUGUGAAGACAUCGACGAGUGCUCCCAGAGCGUGGGACACCUCUGCACCUAUAAGUGUGUGAACGUCCUGGGCAGCUACCGCUGCGCGUGUCCCGAGUCCGGCUACAGCGUGUCGCCCAACGGACGCUCGUGCAGAGAUAUCGACGAGUGUGACACGGGGACCCACAACUGCUCCCUGGCUCAGACCUGCUACAACGUCCAGGGAAGCUUCCGCUGCCUGGCCCUCCACUGUCCACCCAACUACCGCAAAGUGUCCAACACGCGCUGUGAGCGGAUCAGCUGUCCCAGCUACCUGGAGUGCCAGAACUCCCCCCUGAGGAUCACCUACUACUACCUGAGCUUCCAGUCCAACAUCGUGGUCCCCGCUCAGAUCUUCCGCAUGGGCCCGUCUCCCGCCUACUCCGGGGACGACGUGAUCGUCAGCAUCACGCAGGGGAACGAGCAGAGCUACUUCAGCAUCAGGAAGCUCAACGCCUACACGGGGGCGCUGUACCUGCAGCGGCAGGUGGACGGGCCCAGGGACUUCCUGGUUCACGUGGAGAUGAAGCUGUGGAGGCAGGGCACGUUCACCACGUUCCACGCCAGGAUUUACGUCUUCAUCACGGCUCACGCGCCGUAGCCGCCGCUGAUCCGUGGCCGUUUGGACCUCGGCUCCGUUCGGGACCUUUACUGCACCGUUGAACGCUGUCAUAAACCGCCUGCCGUCAUUAGUUCGUCCUCCUUCUGUCCAGCUGCAAUAAAUACUCAGACACAGCUUGAAGUCACUUUCACUGUGUGUAUUUUGCAUUUCAUUUGCAUUUAAGCUGAAGAAUAACUGUCACAUAUUCUGAAGGAAAACUACAUAAAGACUACAUUCACAUAUUGACCAUCACUGGCCAGUGUAUUAGGAACACCUAUAAUCUAAACUUGUACACGGUCAUUUAUCAUUUAUAUGUUUCUCACUGUGACAGUCGCAGUGGACGGUGUCUGGUCCCACAGUGAAACAUGGGUUUAAUCAGAUGUGAGUAAAUAUUAAUAAUGACAACAAACAACCUUUUUCACCUUCUUUAGUAUUUUAUAUAUUACGUUAAUCACAUUUUGUGCAUCUGUGUGUGAAGUGUUAGCAUCACUAUGCUGAUCAAAUGGAUUUGUCAUAUAUAUAUAUAUAUAUAUAUAUAUAUAUAUAUAUAUAUAUAUAUAUAUAUAUAUAUAUAUAUAUAUAUAUAUAUAUAUAUAUAUAUAUAUAUAUAGUAAGUUGUUGCUCCUUUGAAGAAGCAUUUAAUCAAACUUGUGUCAUAAAAUGUCUAUGAAACUGUGGCCGUUUCAUAGUUUAGUGUCAGAUUCAUCUCACACUCUCUGUGCAGUGUUGGAUAAUUGUAUUUAGGGGAAGACGCUGUUGUUUAUCAUCUUCCCUUGACAGACGUGUUCAUAUGUUGUGUUCAGUGAAUAUUCUUCCUUUGUGAAGUUGUUCAUGUAUUUCCUCUUUUCCUGUCAGGACUUGUCCUCCAGUAAACUUCCAGCCUAUUUACAGACCUGUUCA
Messenger RNA from Betta splendens (Siamese fighting fish), 4426 nucleotides. Its product is annotated as fibulin-2-like. Gene Ontology annotation, cellular component: extracellular region. The record is from RefSeq and is a predicted model, not a curated record. Lineage: Eukaryota; Metazoa; Chordata; Actinopteri; Anabantiformes; Osphronemidae. Gene Ontology annotation, molecular function: calcium ion binding. Bases 218 to 3526 code for a protein of 1102 amino acids. The transcript is spliced from 17 exons.